CGGCCACUAAGGUUAUGGUUGUACACCGGCUGUGCUUUUUUAAAUUAUUAUUAUUGAAAGAAGAUUGCAAAAUUACCAAUGCAAUGUGAAUCAAACAUACAAAUAACAACUAUACAUCCAUAAAUGUAGAACAUCUGCAGAUGUGUGAAACACAACCAGCUGUGCUAGCUCUGACUCGAACUAUACAUGACGUCAUCACGCCAUAAUCACAAAUUUGCCGCCUCCUUGUGAAGUGGCAGUUGAGUUGAGGAGGUUGAACUUCUUCCACGGAAAGUGGCUGACUAGAUCCUUUCCUUUCCUACUUGAUUUGCACAAAAAAAACCAAAGUGUGCCAGCCAGAAUGACCUCAUCUCUUGCUUGUAAAGCAGUUCAUGUGUCACCAAGUGGCCAGUACACUUCUGAUCCAGUCAGCGUGAUCGUCAGCCAAAACGACUGUGUUUCCAGCGAGCAAGGCCAGGUUUCUGAAUUCAGCCUGUUAGAAAUGACAGAAGUGGAGUACACACACCUGCAGCACAUCAUUCAGUCUCACAUAGAAGCCCAAGCUGCUGAGCAGGAGGCACCUUCAGAUACCAGGACAAAUUCAGCCAUGUACACUAGUGAGAGCAGGGGAUCCAACCGACAGCCUGGUGAUGCUGAAUACACAUCUAACACGUCACAACCCUCCAGCUCACCUGCAGGCCAGGCCGAUACACAGUCAUCCUCUUGUGAUGUGCAGUUUUCCAUUUCGGGUGCGCCGCAAGAAGGACCCAUGGACAUCCAGGAGAUCAAGAUGGUUUUGGUCAGUGAUCCCAAUGAGGAUGUCAACACUGGGGAGAGGACACCAACCACCUGCGGAGAGGUCCCCGGCUCCGUCCUGGCCAAGGUCAAAUGUGCCAUAGAGGCGUCCAAGGAGCGUGUUGAGACCUGUGAGAACAGAAGCGUCCCUGUGCCCUUGGAAACCAGACCUAAUCCCCCCGCACGGGUUCGCUUGGAGAAAAGAUUCAACUGCAGCCCCUGUGACGUGUCCAGGCAGCAGGACUCUCAGUCAGCAGCUCUUAACACGCUACUGACAAUCCUGCAGCAUUCCACCGAAGCCACUGGGAUAGCCACACACUCACAGACAGACAAGUGGAUCAAGCCCGAACGCAACUCCAACAUUGAAAGCCCCUAUCCAUAUGGAGGGAAUUUCUUCAACCCCAUUGGCACCACUCGUGGUCAUCAGAUUUUCGGAGGGAUGCCACACAUCCAUGAAGGUACUAAGCCGUCAGAGCUGAUCAUCCCCAAGAACCUCCCCUUCAGCUGCAGAGGGACUGACGCCGCUGUCAACCCCCCUUGCUUUGCUCACCCAGACGCCCCAGAGCCCCAAGUGUGUGCCAAGCCUGAAAGUGCUAUCGGGAAGACGUACACUCUGAAGCGGGCGAGGACCCGUGGUGCCCGUGUCAAUGUCCCAGGCAUGGUGCCACAAGCUGCAGACCCGCGUGUGGUGGUUGCGGGCAAGCCUGGCAGGAGGAUGGGCCCUCCCAUGGAGAGCACUCAGCGCAGAGAGCGCCACAACAGCAAGGAACGUGACCGCAGGAGGAGGAUCCGUGUGUGCUGUGAUGAGUUGAAUCUGCUGGUGCCGUUCUGCUCUUCGGAGACGGACAAGGCCACCACGCUGCAGUGGACCACAGCCUUCCUCAAGUACAUCAGGGAGGUCUACGGCGAUUCAAUCAAACAGGACUUUCAAAGCACCUUCUGUGGCAAGACUGGAAUGCGGAUUAAACCCAGCGCUAGUGCCACAACUACAGCCCACCACACUCAACAGGCAGAGAUGGAGGCACAACAGCAAAGCACAUCCUUACAUCAGUGACUGGACACCGCAUACAUCUAGACUUGUCUUAACCCACCACAAUCUAUUCUUGUACGAUCUUAAUUUAUUUGUGUUCCCCAAAAUCUAUACUUGUGUCUUGUCACCAUUAUCAUUUAAACUUUUCGUGUAUAUCAAGUCUCGACUUUUUCUUGUGGAGGAGCAAAAGGGGGAACUGUGAAAUUGUUUGUGGUUUCAUUUGGUGACUAUUAUUUAAAAUAAUAUAUCUGUGUUCUUAUUGUAUGCAAAACAAUGGACUGUGGAUCAAGUUCUUUAAGGGGACAGCUGUUUUUAAAGUCUGUACAUGAUUGUGAGUUGUCCAUAGGGUUUACCUACCUGACUGUAAGUCGUGAUGGAAGAGGAUAACAUUCCUUAGGAGCAGCGAUAGGGGGCAGUACUUCUCCAUAUAAAUUCUCAUUUUGUACCAGUAGCGAUAGAGGAGCUUUUAUAAACAGACUGAUGCAAUUGUUGAUACCAGCAUUGUUAUUGUAAUCAUACUUUUGUCUUUAUUUAUAUACCCACAGAGAAAAUGUAUUUAUAGAAUUUAGUAUAAUAUUUUCCCAGUGGGAGUGCACAUAUUCUGUUGACACACCUCUGCGGUCUGUAAAAAGUUUGCAAUGAUGUGUUUUUAUUUAUAACCACAUGGUGAAACUCUUUUCUAUUUAAGCAGUUGUUCCAGAUUGUUUUAUUUCUUAAUGUUUCAUACAUACAUACGUUUAUUUGUACUUCUGAGUUCACAACUGAAAAACAAAUAAAAUUCCUCUCAUUUGUGAGGCAGACUUGA
Engraulis encrasicolus (European anchovy) is the source of this 2609-nucleotide messenger RNA. RefSeq names its product transcription factor-like 5 protein. The coding region runs from base 341 to 1828 and encodes 495 amino acids. Gene Ontology annotation, biological process: spermatogenesis; regulation of DNA-templated transcription. The transcript has 7 exons. Gene Ontology annotation, molecular function: protein dimerization activity; RNA polymerase II cis-regulatory region sequence-specific DNA binding; DNA-binding transcription factor activity, RNA polymerase II-specific. Gene Ontology annotation, cellular component: nucleus. The record is from RefSeq and is a predicted model, not a curated record. NCBI's taxonomy places the organism in Eukaryota, Metazoa, Chordata, Actinopteri, Clupeiformes, Engraulidae.